GUGCAGAUCGAUUUAAGAUCGACCAAUCCUAAAUCUGUCACUAAUUUGACAAAAAAGCUAAAGCAAAGUAUUUCAAUUUAUCGGGGUCGGAAAUAUCAACAAAACAAACCGCGUUCAACAAAUUAUUGUUUUCAAGCAGUUUAUAUCACACAUUCAAUAAAAGACAUCGCAUCAGAAUGGCAUUGGCAAUGCAAAAAAGAAAUAACGUGCGGCUUCCUCCAGAAGUCAAUCGUGUGCUGUAUGUGCGAAAUCUGCCCUAUAAAAUUACUUCCGAUGAAAUGUACGAUAUUUUUGGGAAAUAUGGUGCUAUUCGCCAAAUACGGGUUGGCAAUACUCCUGAGACUCGUGGAACUGCUUUCGUCGUUUACGAAGAUAUUUUCGAUGCAAAAAAUGCGUGUGAUCACCUUUCUGGCUUUAAUGUGUGUAAUCGGUAUCUAGUGGUUUUGUACUAUCAGUCUACGAAAGCAUUUAAGAGGUUAGACGUAGAUAAAAAACAAGAAGAGUUAGAUCAAAUGAAGGCGAAAUAUAACAUAAAUUUUGAUGAGUAGAUUGUUCCAUCAUUUUGUCAA
Messenger RNA from Wyeomyia smithii (pitcher-plant mosquito), 569 nucleotides. It is a transcript of the gene Sf3b6, whose product is annotated as splicing factor 3B subunit 6. NCBI's taxonomy places the organism in Eukaryota, Metazoa, Arthropoda, Insecta, Diptera, Culicidae. Bases 177 to 548 code for a protein of 123 amino acids. The transcript has 3 exons. The record is from RefSeq and is a predicted model, not a curated record. Gene Ontology annotation, cellular component: cytoplasm; nucleus; ribonucleoprotein complex. Gene Ontology annotation, molecular function: mRNA binding.